GGAAGCAUGAACAUUUGGAACCCUAUGUUCCCUGAAAAGAACCGAGACAAGCAAAUGUUGGCCACUUGUAUCGCUGCAUUGGCCAUCUACAGAAUGUUUACCAUAAUGUGCUUCAACGAUACUACUGUCGACUCCAUAUUGACCUAUGGAGACAAACUGCACACGUUCAUGAAGAAGACUAGGAAGAGAGAACUUAUGGGACUGGUGGAUAAGAAGCUAACGGAAGAUGAAAUUGAUUGGUUAUUGGACAACGAAAAUUUCACUGUAUCGGAUGUUCCGAAAAAAUUUGCAUCUCCAAAUUCAUGGUUCACCGUAACUAUUGAACCUGAUGUAGUAACAGGUGACAUUACUGCACAGGACGAUGAUGAAGAAGUUUUGAACGUGGCGAAGGGUAUUCAGAAAUUCUGUGAGAACUCCAAUAAUCUUGGACUACUGCAAUGCAAAGAUUUAAUGGUUGCAAUUUGGAGAGGUCAGAAGAUCUACUAUAUGUUCGACAGCAGGAACCGUGGACCAAACGGUAUCGUAGCUCAGAAUGGUGUAGCUUGUAUAUUAAGAACAUUGGGUAUGAAAAUACUCGUGGAUACUUUCUUAGCGAAUCUGCCAAAGCAAGGUAGCAACCAUUUUUGUAUCCACAAGGUGGUCAUGGUGAGAGAUAUAUGUGCAAGGCAUAGAGAACCUAAACAACUGGCAGAGCCCAAGCUAGCAGUGACCUCUGGGGGAUUCCAGAGGGUUAUGCCUGGAAAAACAAUUGUACGAGGUACCAUAAGUCAAGAAGAUCCCAAAUUCGGAAAAGGCCAAUACGUAAUGAGUGCUCCUAUAGCAUUUGUUGCUUUGACCAUGUCUUUGAUACAUAAUGCCAGUGUGUGGUCCAAACCUAUCAUCGACGACAUCAUUGAACUAGGACAUGAGCUCUAUGAAGAAAGUCUGUUGACAUUAGACUACGACUACAACCCGUGGGAAGGAGUUAUGGAUGUGCAUAUGGUGAAUAACGACUACACAAUAGGAGUUCUCAAGGCCAACUGCGAAUUACGAAACACCAUUCAGAAAGGAAUCAUUGAUGCGAAGAGAGAAAAUAUACUAAACCUCAGACAAGGAUUAGAACAAUUUUUCGAAGAAAAUACGCACGGCAUCAUUGUAACUGAUCCUCUGGUGUUAGCCAUUUGGGAAGAAGAGCAAGAUCAUGGUACAUCUUUGAUUUACAUGUACGAUCCAAAUCCAAGAGGGCCUAUGGGGAUGCCCCUAUUCACAGGAACUGCCUGUCUGGUAACCUUCGUCAAUGUAGCGAUGGCAGCCGAGCACGUGAUUUCUUGCAUCUUGGAGCCAGAAAAACGUAUGGGAGAAUUUACCAUAGUCCCUGUGGAAAUCGUUGUUGGGAACGUUAGGACCAUCAAUAAACGUAAGAGAGCUAAGACGCGAAGCUCUAUCAGUGUACUGCCGAGGUGCUCAAAAUUGCAUGCUGAUGAGGAGAAGAAGGCACUGAGAAGAAUUGCUGAAAAUGAGCGAAAGAGGGUAGAUAACAAGCGCCGUCAACUUAUGGGCAGGAAAUGCUACUAUACCCUGAAAGGCGUUGAUGCUAUCAUUAGAGGCUAUAGGAGUCAGAACUCCGGGCAGUACUCUCCAGAAUCCAGAAACAAUCAGGAUAUUCCCAAUUGUAUCGUUUGUUUGGUACUACACCACCUCGUGACAGUUGAAAACUGGAAUGCGAAGCAUAUAGACCUGAUUCUGGAUGUCGGAGAUCAACUGUACAUAGAUUCGUAUAUUGCCUAUGGUCCGAAGGAUUUGAAACUAGGAAUGGAGAACGUCAUGAGAAAGUUCUUCAUCAAGCACCUGGAGAUCCACGUCACAGUAUAUAAGCCAAUCAUACGCGACAUAUUCAUACCGUCCGUCCUCAACAGAGUCUUGAAUGUAUACUUCCAUCAAGAGACCUUCUGCAUACUCAACUACGAAGACCAAUGGGUAACCAUAAUCUUCAAAUCAGGCUUGUUCUUCCUGUUUGACCCCCAUGACAGGGACAUAGAAGGCAAAGCACCAAAGAAGGACAACAAUGAAGUCAGUGCUGUAGUGUUAAGAUCUAACAGCCUUGUUAAUAUUUCGGACAGGAUCAUCGACAACUUUGUGACUGGAGAAGAGGAAAAAGGACAGAAGAUGUUCACGUUAUGGUUGAUUUCUGUUGAAAUACAGUAAAGUUGCAAGCUUUAAGCGCGUCCUCGUUUGGUGCUAGCAGUAUAUGUGUAACAAUGUAGUCGAUAAAUAUGAACGUCCAAGGCAAGACUGGAAAUGUAAGAGAAACAGUGCUAAUAUGACAUGGGUUUGUAUGGAGGGUUUCUAGAGCAGCGCAUGGUGUGCGCAGUCUCAUAUAUAGGCCGUUAAAUAAUAAUAAACAAAUGCCACCAAAAGUCGU
Molecule: messenger RNA, 2401 nt
Organism: Acanthoscelides obtectus
Lineage: Eukaryota; Metazoa; Arthropoda; Insecta; Coleoptera; Chrysomelidae
Source: the annotation of a GenBank genome assembly